CAUACACCCUGGGUAAACCUAACAGGAUGCAAGAAGCCAUCUGAACUGCACAUUUUAGACCCACGGGAACCCCUUCUCUCUGCCCUGCCCAGACAAUGAAGGCUCCUCCAGUCAUGUUGAUAAAAAGGAUCUUACUGUACAUCCUUCUACUAAUGCUGGCUCAGAGCAACUAUCAAGUUUAUGGAUUUGAUGACAGUGAUUGUCCAGUUGAAAUUCAUGUUAGAAGACACUCUGAGUACAAAAUUAAAGUCGGAAACUCUUUGAUUAUAGGCUGUCCAGUUCAUUACUGCAAGAAAAAGCCAGUCAUGGAGUGGUGCAAGAUAGAGGUGGAUAUAUGUGUGCAGUUGAAGGAGGGCAAAGCAGAAUGGAAGUCCAGUGUGUUUACUCUGGAGGUUUUCCCAGUUCAUCAGAAUGAUAGUGGACUUUAUCGUUGUCGAGCAACAGUGGACAAAUUUUUCAGUGAAAGCCAUGGCAUUACAGUAAUUGUUGAAGAAAAUUCUGAAAACAUUAUCACAAUCUCACCAGAAAAUGUCACUAGCAUCUUAGAAGAUUCCCAAGAAUCUGGAAACUACAAGACAUUGCACAUUAUUUAUGCUUCAGCAUCUCUGGGUGUCUGUUGUCCAUUCAUCGUUUUAUGCAUGUUUUGGUGUCUAAGGAGGCACCAUGCAAAGCAAAAGAGAACUCCAUUAACCCAACAGAGACAAGAGAGCCUGGUCAGAAGUCCAGCAGCUGCUCCAUCCCACGCUGCUGGGACAUCUCAAGCUUCAGAAGAAAGCUCCUCACUUUACUAUUGCUCCAUGGCUAGCCCACUGCAGGCCUUGCAUGGCAACAUAAUUUAUGACAACAAUGUCCCUCCCUGGAACGCUCAGAGGACAGCACCUAACACACAUUGCAAUGAUCCUGUUAUUCCUUCCAUCCCGGUUUUACUUGAAAGCUCAGAUGCCCUCACAUAUGCUGCACUAAAUCAUUCUGCUUCUCCAGAAAGAUGCCAGAGAAGGGAACUAACCGUAGAAAACGAGUUUACAGAAUAUGCCUCCAUUAAUGUAAAUAAAUAAAUGUGGCAAGGAGUUCUCCAGACAACCAUUUUGUGUGCAGUUCUAGCUUCCCUCCAGGAUGUUGUUCCUUACUCUUUCGGGAAAACUUCUGUUUUGUUAAGAAGAACCUAUGGAUGCUCCCCUGUAAUGCCAGAAUUCAAAACACAGCCCAUGUCAAUAGGUGGGUAUUUGCAUUGUGUGUUUUUCUCUUAAAUGCAGGAAUAAAACCAAAUAGUCAGCUUU
This is a messenger RNA of Tyto alba (common barn owl), 1277 nucleotides long. It is a transcript of the gene BTLA, whose product is annotated as B and T lymphocyte associated. Gene Ontology annotation, biological process: immune response-regulating cell surface receptor signaling pathway. Gene Ontology annotation, molecular function: signaling receptor activity. The record is from RefSeq and is a predicted model, not a curated record. The coding region runs from base 96 to 1055 and encodes 319 amino acids. Gene Ontology annotation, cellular component: plasma membrane. Lineage: Eukaryota; Metazoa; Chordata; Aves; Strigiformes; Tytonidae. The transcript is spliced from 6 exons.